Molecule: messenger RNA, 3374 nt
Organism: Octopus sinensis (East Asian common octopus)
Lineage: Eukaryota; Metazoa; Mollusca; Cephalopoda; Octopoda; Octopodidae
Product: SPRY domain-containing SOCS box protein 3
Exons: 6
Coding region: 395-1699 (434 amino acids)
Biological process (GO): proteasome-mediated ubiquitin-dependent protein catabolic process
Cellular component (GO): SCF ubiquitin ligase complex
Molecular function (GO): protein binding
Source: RefSeq, a predicted model, not a curated record
UCAACAUUCCAGAUCCAUUUUAAUACUGUCACAAAGGCAUUUCUUAAUUUAACUAUGAUCUACAAAGAUCAUAGCUGUUAAAGUUAAACUAAAGAAAACUUCAUGUUUAAAAUGUCAUACAAGUUAAAAAAUUCACGAGCAAUCGUCUUCAAAGAGCGAUGACGACAGCAACGGUGACAAAUAGACCCAUGUACUACCAUUUUCGAUUAUCAGGCCGUCACCGUUAUAUGUAAUGGUAAUUCUCAGCUCAAAUCUCAUAAAGAAAGACAUCUGUCUUUAAUUUCAACACAUGCAUUUCUUCUUGUAUACAAAAUCAUGAAAUUGUAAAUAACAAGUACUGGUGACUAAUAUGAAAAGAGGUGUGUAUAAAACGUUUUGAUGCAUUUAGAGUGUGAUGGAAGAAAGUGAAUUCCUGCAUAAGAUUUCUGAUGAAGACGAACAGGAUCGUGAUUACACUUGCCGGUUAGAUAUAGAGCCGAUAGCAACGUCAACAACAUCGCCGAUAACAACAUCAACAGCAUUGCCAUCAUCACAAACAACAUCAAUAACACCAGAUGUAAGUUGCAGCAAAGCGAUUUUUCAAUCAUCACUUUCCAGCUUCGAAACUGAUUUUGAAGACAUUCCCGUUACACCUCCUGACUGUCAAUUGUCAUCUAACCAUGAUUCAAAUAGCAAGACAUUUGAUGUGCGACAAUCCGACUCGGAAAGAGUCCGAGGUGCAUUGUGUCGCGUUUUUAGCCAAAAUUAUUCCGAAAGUGACUCGAUUAGUGUCAACUCGUCACUGGUAACAUCAUCUUCAUCAUCCUCAUCACGCGUCUCUCCGAAAAGAAUGGCUAAAAGUGAUUCAUUCUGUGACUGCUAUGCUCUUGGUCAAGAAAAAGAAUGUUUGUGUGGAGAAGAGGAUUCGUUUUUUGACUGGGUCUGGGAUGAAGAUUCUAAAUCUUCUGCUUGCUUACUGAAGCAAGACCACAGAGAAGUAUUAUUUCACAUGGACUAUAGCUGUGGCACAGCUGCCGUACGGGGUACUACCCCAAUGAAAGACAAUCAACAUUACUGGGAAGUGAAAAUGACCUCCACAGUCUAUGGCACUGAUAUGAUGGUUGGAGUUGGAACACAGAGUAUUGACUUGGACAAAUAUCGUCAUGCAUUUUGUAGCUUGCUGGGUAGAGACGAGGACAGUUGGGGUUUGUCUUACACAGGUGUCACGCAUCACAAGGCUCAGAAAGAACUAUACACAUCUAAAUUUGGCCAAGGAGAUAUCAUUGGGGUCCAUCUUGAUAUGUGGCAUGGAACAAUGUCAUUUUAUAAAAACAGAAGACCUUUAGGUAUUGCAUACAAAGGACUUCAAGGAAAAAACUUAUACCCAGUUGUAUCCUCCACAGCUGCUCGAAGUGGUAUGAAAGUGGUCAGAUGUCAGUCAUUUCCAACAUCUCUUCAAUUCAUGUGUUGCCAAAUCUUACGCACACAUAUCCCAAGCCACAUGGAUGUUUUAGAAGUUGUAGAUUUGCCUCCUGGUUUGCGAACUUUCCUCCACGACAAAGUUGGUUGGCUACUGCAAUCCUGUCGUUUAUCUGUCAAAGAUGUUGUAACUGCUGGUUCAAAACGACCAUGUCAAUCUCCUUAUGGAUAUUAUGAAGAUGAUGAUCGGCGGAAAAGGCGCUGCUUAUGGCCUGUUAACUCAUUGCCAGAACCAUCUUAAUAUUAAUUUUGUGCAGUGGGUAAAUGAAAUUUGAAAAUUUUCUUUAGAAUCUUCUAUUGGAUUGAUACAAAAGAAAUAGUUAUUGCUGUGAGAGCUAAUGGACUCAUUUGGACCAUCAAUACCUACCACUGACUAUGAAGUGGAACCGAACCUGUGAUAAAAGUUAUUUUGCAUAUGGAUGUUUUAAAAGGAAUAACCGAUUCUCUAAGAUAAUUUGUGUGUGUACAAGUCUGUGUUUAAAUACACAUGCAUUCAAGAAUAUAUUUAUAUCUCUUCUUUUAAUUACCUGUUUGUGAAUGUCAAGGAAAUUAUAUGUGUGUGUAUGUGUACUUUAAAUGUCGUAUAUGUGUUUGUUUCGAACUAUACACACAUGUAUGUUAUAGAGCAAGUAUUUGUACAUUUUUGUAGAUAAGACACCCCUCAUUGAAAUGUCCAUCGUCCAUUACAAUACCAAGAGGACAUUCCAUGCAUUUUUAAUCUGUUUGAAAACCCAUUUCACAUAUAUAAAGGAAAUUUUCAAACUUUCCUUUGAAAAUAUUUGGCACAUUGUGAAAUAGUUUUUCUGUACACUUUAAACAGAAACCAGAAUAAAUAUUUCCAACAAAUUUUCUUUUUCCAUUAGCACAGGGAAGGCUAGAAGAUGUGGUAUUAUCAUUUCAUUCUUGAGUGAAGAAUGGACAGUUUUUACUGCAUUUUUACCUUUUUAUUUCAUUUUAUCCAAUAAUAACAAUUUUAAUUCAUAAGAUAUGCAUUUUGCCUUCUGCAGUUAAAACACAAAAUUAGCAAUCAACAUAACAUAUGCUUGAAGUGGUUGGCUGACCAACUUGAGACCUCUAGUUAAUUGAUUUUUACUUAUUUGUUUCUUCAAUGAAGUUGCAUCAAAACUUUAAAAGAUUGCUGUGCGGAUAUAAUAUUGUUAAAGAUUUUUAGAUUAAGACAAUAGUUCUGAUUUUUUGGUGAUUUUUUUUUUCCUGCUUGUUUGGUAUCAUUACAUUCUUAUUAAUUAGGAAAACCUCAUAGGAAAUAGAGUUCUCUAAAUUUUUAAUAACAAGGAAAAUCUGACAACAUAAAGAAGUUAUGGAAAACAUUGGGAAUUCCAAUUGUAAAUUAUAAAAGCAAAAGCAUUCAAGAUGCUUUUUUUUUAUAAUUUAGUUAAUUUUAACACGAUGAUAAACAUUCUUGAGCUCUUUUUCCUUAUGAUUGCAAUGUUUUAUUCCCUUAACUCCUCUUUUGACUUCUGCCUUUAUGUUUGUUAUGCCUGCUGUAUAUUAUUACCUUUGUAUAAUAUCUGGCUUUCUUCAGACUAAAGGCUUUGAAGUUUGUUUUCUUUUGUGAGUGCGUGUGUGUGUGUGCGUGUACAAGUAUAUGAAAGUAAAUUGUAUUAUUCUGGUGUACAUAAUCUCAGCUGACAUCACAUUGACGGUAUCUUUUGACAUCAAAAUACUUUGGAAAAUUUUUUUAUAUAACAGUUUUUAUUAUGAUUUCUAUACUAUCUUUUAAUUUCAACUGUAAGGCAAUUUUUAGAAAAGGUACAUGUGAUAUUGGAAAAGUGUAUACACAGCUAAUAAAAAGAAAAUUUAUAAUGGACUAAGCUGUUUCCUAAUAUUUGGUGGGGUAGGAAUAUAUUAUUUGUUUAUCCCUGUUUUUCUAAUAAUAAAAUUCAUGUUUCACCAUU